AUCGGGAUCAUGUUUUCCCGAAUCACUUUUUACCCUUCGUUAGUGUACAACAUCUUCAUGGAGAAGAUGAGCUCCCGACGAUGGUUCGAUAGAAUCGACGAAACAGUGAUUUUGGGCGCGUUGCCGUUCAGGGGUGUUGCAGACCAGCUUGUAACUGAGGAGAAUGUUCGGGGCGUUGUGUCGAUGAACGAGGACUUUGAGCUGAUGUUUUGGGUCCCGACUUCAGAAGAAUGGAAUCAGAAAGGUUGCGAGUUUCUUCAACUGUCCACAACGGAUAUUUUUGAAGCGCCGUCCGAGGACAAGCUCAGGAAGGGUGUUGAGUUUAUUUACAAACUUUAUCAGUCAGGUCAUUCUGUCUAUGUUCACUGUAAGGCUGGACGUACUCGCAGUGCAACGCUGGUGGGGUGCUACCUCAUGAGGCGAUAUCGAAUGACGCCGGAACAAUGCGUUGAUUUAAUGCGCGGAAAGCGAGAGCAUAUUCUGCUACAGACGGCCCAGUGGGACGCUCUUCGAACCCACUACAGUAAUCACGUGAGGCCAUUAGUAGACAAGGAGGGUGCGCCGCAGGUUUGUGUGAUACGAAUGGAUUCAAACUGUUCACGUGUUGUGCAUAUAAUACAUAUAGUAAAUAACAAGUAAUUUCCUCUGUUUACAUAAAUUGUGUACAUUUCCGAGCAGUGGGUGUGCGGAUGUAUUAAGAACAAUCAAAUAAAGGAACAACUAUUUUCUUUGUGCAAAGAAAAUACUACCUGUCAUGUGCUAUUUAUGACAAACUUGAAAAACUAAUUAAAAUUCAUCCUAGAUUAUUUUCUUCUAAAACGUAAGGCUAGCUUAGAUAUAUGAUCUAUAAAAAAAAACGUGCUGCAUUGUUAUUAUAGAACUCCUAUUAGAAAAGCCAUUUUCGCUCACUAGUUAGUAAAGGGUUUUCUUUACUAACUUUGUCGUGUAUCCUUAUGCGAAUAAUGCACGUGAGUGUGGUAUUGCAAAAAAAUGAAUAUUUUCAACAGUACGGUAAUAACACUAAGUAAACAUCAGGCGAGUAAAACAUUUCGUGCCUAAUUAAAAAUAAAUAAAUAAAAAAUAAAAUAGUACCAUAAUUUGUAUGCUGGUGGUGACCGUCUACCACUAAGCCAUACAGGAUACAAAUUC
Varroa destructor (honeybee mite) is the source of this 1149-nucleotide messenger RNA. RefSeq names its product phosphatidylglycerophosphatase and protein-tyrosine phosphatase 1-like. Gene Ontology annotation, biological process: protein dephosphorylation. Gene Ontology annotation, molecular function: phosphatidylinositol-4,5-bisphosphate 5-phosphatase activity; phosphoprotein phosphatase activity; phosphatidylglycerophosphatase activity. NCBI's taxonomy places the organism in Eukaryota, Metazoa, Arthropoda, Arachnida, Mesostigmata, Varroidae. The record is from RefSeq and is a predicted model, not a curated record.